Gastrolobium bilobum is the source of this 1398-nucleotide messenger RNA. RefSeq lists its product as uncharacterized. NCBI's taxonomy places the organism in Eukaryota, Viridiplantae, Streptophyta, Magnoliopsida, Fabales, Fabaceae. The transcript has 4 exons. The record is from RefSeq and is a predicted model, not a curated record. Bases 1 to 1398 code for a protein of 465 amino acids.
AUGGCUUGCAAUUUCUUCAAAACUCUUUUCACUGAAGACUUAUGUGACAGAAGGUGGAUUUCUUCAGGAAACCUUUGGCCUGAUCAUCUAGAGCGGGAAAAGGAUUCUUUAAGCAAAGUCCCGCAUGAGAUGGAAAUUAAACAAAUAACUUUCAGCAUGGGAGCUUUCAAGGCACCAGGUAUUGAUGGUUUUCCUGCAUUUUUCUUUCAGAAGAAUUGGGAAUUAAUUAAAUCUCAGAAAGUAGUUUCUUCUGCUCAAUCUAGUUUUGUGCCCCAGCGCCAUAUUCAAGAUAAUAGCAUUAUUGUGCAAGAACUGGUUCAUUCUAUAAGGAGAAUGCGGGGUAAGAAGUGUUUUAUGGUGAUUAAGGUGGAUCUUGAGAAGGCUUAUGAUCGUUUAAAUUGGAAGUUCAUUCAUAGAGUGCUUGAUGAAAUUCAGAUUCCUGAUAAACUUUCAAAACUGAUAAUGGCAGCUGUCACAUCUCCAGAAACCAACAUUAUUUGGAAUGGUAAGUUAACAGAGGAAUUCCAACCAAGCAGAGGCGUCAGGCAAGGAGACCCGAUCUCUCCUUACUUGUUUGUCUUGGCAAUGGAGAAGCUUUCUCAUAUUAUUGAUACAGUAGUGAAUGAGAAUCUUUGGAAGCCAAUAAGAGCUGGUAAGGGUGGACCCAAAAUAUCUCACCUCCUAUUUGCGGAUGAUUUGAUGCUUUUUCUAGAAGCCAGUAAGGAUCAGCUUAAUAUCCUUUUCAGAUGUUUGAAUUUGUUUGGAGACAUUUCUAGACAAAAGCUUCAAAGAGCCUUUAUAUGGGGUGAUACAGAAAGGAAGAAACAUAUGCAUCUUAUUGGUUGGGACACAAUUACAAGACCAAAAGCAGAUGGAGGGCUGGGGUUGAGGAAACUACAAGUCAUAAAUGAAGCUUUCUUGGGAAAACUAGUUUGGAAUUUUGUUAAUGAUCCUGAUCAGCUUUGGGUGAAGACCAUUGGGGAAAAACUUGCAAACAGAGCUAUUGCUCAAAUUUCACCAACAAAGGCUGGUAAGAGAGUAAUUGAUUAUGUUACUCAUUAUGGAACUUGGGAUUAUGAGAUUAUAUCUAAUUUUCUUCCUGAUGAUUGUGUUCAAAUUAUUAGAAGCAUGCUGCCUCCUCAUGAAUCUAAUGGUAUGGACAGAAAAUGGUGGAAUUUAGUUGGAUCAAAUGAAGUUACUGUGAAAAAUAUUUAUUUUACAUUGCUAAAUCAAAAUAGUUCUAAUGGUAUCGACAAAAAAUUCUGGUCAGCCAUUUGGAAUUUAAAAGGACCCAAUCGGAUAAGUUUGUUCCUUUGGAAGAUUGCUCAUCAUCGUCUAUCAACUAGGAGCUUCUUGGCAAACUUUAGAUUGUGUCCUCCUAGCUGUCCUAGAAAGUGA